AUGGUUCAAAUCAAUGCCUUCGCCGUGGAGCAAUGGAUGGACAUCUACGAAACAAGCGCAAAGCAUAAUCUCGCCGAGACCUGCAGUGCCUCGAUCUCUCUCAACGACCUCCUAGCCCUGGCCCCCAAGAAGGACCUGAUAGAUUACUCGCAGAAGCAAGUCUACGGCGCAAUCCGGGGCACAGAGGCGCUGAGGACUAACAUCGCGAACUUAUAUUCACCACCCGGGUCUCAAUGCAGUCCUGUUUCCGCUGAGAAAGUCCUUGUCACCAACGGCGCUAUCCAGGCCAACUUCUUGGCGCUUUUUACGAACGUUGGCCCUGGUGACCAUGUUAUCUGUCAAUAUCCGACGUACCAGCAGUUGUAUUCUGUGCCGGAAUCUUUUGGGGCGGAGGUUAGUCUCUGGCGAUCGGAGGAGGGGAAUGGGUGGGGGAUGGAUUUGGGGAAGUUGAGGGCUUUGGUGAAGUCGAACACGAAGAUGAUUAUUUUGAACAAUCCGCAGAAUCCCACUGGGUCAGUUCUUCGACGCGAGGAAUUGCAGGCAAUUGUUGAUAUUGCACGUGAGCAUAAUAUCAUAAUCCAUUCCGAUGAGGUGUACCGACCUCUGUUCCAUUCCCUUGAAUCUGGACAGGACAUUCCUUCCAUUCUUGAGUUCGAGUACAAGAACGUUGUUGCAACGGGCUCCAUGUCCAAAGCUUUCAGCUUGGCUGGAAUCCGUCUGGGUUGGAUUGCCUCGUUGGAUCCCGAAAUCGUUGAAGGGUGUGCUUCUGCUCGGGAUUAUACUCUCAUCUCGGUUGGACAAAUCGACGAUAGCAUUGCAGCACAUGCUCUUUCCAGGCCGUGCGUGGAUAACCUCUUGCAUCGCAAUAUUCAGUUAGCGAGGCAGAACCUCGCAGCGCUUGAUGCUUUCGUCGAUGAGUUCAGCUGGGCUGUGAAAUGGACGAGACCAAAGGCUGGAACUACUGCAUUCCUCAAAUUUAUCAACAAAGAAGGGAAGGCGAUUGACGAUGUUGCAUUCUGCCAGCAACUUCAGGAGAAGACUGGAGCCAUGUUAGUCCCCGGAAGCAAGUGCUUUGGUGGGGGCAUUGACUUCGUCGGAUAUGUGAGAAUGGGUUAUGUACCCGAGAACGAUGUGAUGAUCGAUGGACUGAGUGCUCUGAGAGGGUUCAUGCGGGAUGAGUAUGAGAAAUUGCCUCUAGCUUGCCAAGCCACGGUACUCUAA
Molecule: messenger RNA, 1221 nt
Organism: Penicillium soppii
Lineage: Eukaryota; Fungi; Ascomycota; Eurotiomycetes; Eurotiales; Aspergillaceae
Product: putative aminotransferase
Exons: 3
Coding region: 1-1221 (406 amino acids)
Biological process (GO): biosynthetic process
Molecular function (GO): catalytic activity; pyridoxal phosphate binding
Source: RefSeq, a predicted model, not a curated record